AUGGUAUCCAUCGAUGGAGCAUCUAUUCUCGGAAGUUGUAAUGAUAGUGCGGCUGCUCCAUUGAUGGUCUUCUGUCUUCUGUCACAUGGUACUCAAGUUUCUGCCAACAACAAGCGCAAUCUUGCACUCCUUGCUACGAUGAAUUUCGCGGGCUUGUGCUGGUGCUACUGUCAAACAAGAAAGUAUAAAAUUACAAUGGAUGGAUCCCUCGUCAUUGAGAAAGCCGAUCUUUCUGAUGGCAAGAAGAAGUACAGAUGCAUUUGUAGAGACGAAAUGGAUAAUGAAUCAGUUUCAAGUAUCCCUUGGGGUCAACUUAUUGUUACAGAACCAGCUACUUUACUCGUACCUCGCAUCCGCAACAUUGUUCGAGAGCAUCAUUUCAAAGUUGGUGACACAGCUGAGCUCUUCUGCUUAGCUCAAGGAUAUCCGGUGCCUUCGUACACCUGGUACAGACAAGAAGGAGCUCGUUUACAACAAUUGUCUUCAAAUCGCAGAAUGCAAGUUUUAAAAUCGACUCUUCACAUCCAUAAGGCUUCUAAAAUGGAUACCGCAACUUACAUUUGCGUGGCUAAUAACAGCGCAGGAGAAGACAGGACUCAUUUGCAACUCAUUGUGACAGAUUCCCUGAGAGCAUCAGUCUAUCCCGAAAAAUUAAUCGUCAAAGAAGGAAUUAGCGUUACAUUUACGUGCAAUGUCACAGGGCCCCAAAUAACAUCCCUCGUCUGGACCAAGAACCUGAAACCAAUCAUUACAUCUGCGAGAACUAAGUUAAUCAGUUCUGAAGUCCUUCAAAUAUAUUCUGUGCAGAGGGAUGACAAAGGAAUGUAUCAGUGCUUUGUACGAAGCAAUGACCACUCAGCUCAAGGUGCUGCUCAACUUAGCUUAGAAGGUGGAUAA
Molecule: messenger RNA, 897 nt
Organism: Stegodyphus dumicola
Lineage: Eukaryota; Metazoa; Arthropoda; Arachnida; Araneae; Eresidae
Product: cell adhesion molecule Dscam1-like
Molecular function (GO): protein binding
Source: RefSeq, a predicted model, not a curated record